GCAGAUUACAAGAACCAAAUCCGACCAGCAAAAACUGUCUGUACAUUGGCUGGCGUCCAUUUUUGAACCUCUACUGUUUCCUUGAAAUUGUCCUUUUCUAUCUGAUGUUAUAUAAAACCCUCAUGUCCGUUCAUUAUUCUUCAUUCUGUACUUAAUUAUAUCUCAAAAGGAACAAAAAAGCAAUGGCAGAAACAAAUAUGAAUGAUUUUGAAGAUAUGUUACCAGUGAUGGCCGAAAAGCUAGGUGGCGAUGGCCUAAUUAGAGAAUUAUGCAAUGGUUUUAGUCUUUUGAUGGAUAGAGAAAAAGGGCUCAUCACAUUUGAUAGCCUGAAGAAGAAUUCAGCUUUUCUUGGAUUACAAGAUUUGAGAGACGAUGAGUUGAAGAGUAUGGUUAAAGAAGGCGAUAUGAAUGGGGAUGGAGGGCUAGAUCAGAUGGAAUUUUGCGUGCUGAUGUUUAGGUUGAGCCCCGAAUUGAUGCAGAAAUCCGAAGAUUGGCUCGGGUAUGCUUUGCAGCAGGAGUUGAGGACGGCAUGUUUUGACAGAAAAUGAAUUUGGAAGAUGCUGAUUAAUAUGAUUCUUCGAUGGAAUAUUAAAUGGUAAAAUAAAUAAAAAUACGCAAUUAGAAAGGCUGUUCUUUGAGAGGAUCCUUUGUAAUUUUAAUUGAUUCUUUUCUUUUCAUCAUAUUUGCAUUCCCUUUGAUAUUUAAAGAAUUAGUUAAUUGGAAAAACUACUGAUCAGACCAGGCUAUGCCAUCAGAAUAAGAAGGGCCUUUCGAACAAAAUAAACACAAAGAUGAUACUCGAUGGCAUUGAGAAAGUUUUAGUUGUCAUUAUCGUCUUUUUUACUGAUAUUUAUUGACAGAUUUAUGUUAAGCCAAUUGAUUAAAAAGAAAGAAGAUCAUAACAUGUAUGAAUCCAUUGUACGUAUGAUGAAAUGGCAUUUCAUUUU
Olea europaea var. sylvestris is the source of this 947-nucleotide messenger RNA. Its product is annotated as calcium-binding protein PBP1-like. The coding region runs from base 183 to 548 and encodes 121 amino acids. Gene Ontology annotation, molecular function: calcium ion binding. The record is from RefSeq and is a predicted model, not a curated record. The transcript has a single exon. Lineage: Eukaryota; Viridiplantae; Streptophyta; Magnoliopsida; Lamiales; Oleaceae.